Molecule: messenger RNA, 1653 nt
Organism: Trichomycterus rosablanca
Lineage: Eukaryota; Metazoa; Chordata; Actinopteri; Siluriformes; Trichomycteridae
Gene: aph1b
Product: APH1B gamma secretase subunit
Exons: 6
Coding region: 177-953 (258 amino acids)
Biological process (GO): positive regulation of catalytic activity; Notch receptor processing; Notch signaling pathway
Cellular component (GO): membrane; gamma-secretase complex; endoplasmic reticulum
Molecular function (GO): protein-macromolecule adaptor activity
Source: RefSeq, a predicted model, not a curated record
CAUUAAGCUGUUAAAUUUCCUGGUGUUGUGUGACUAUUUGUAAGAAACGAAGACUCGUACUGGGUCGAUCGUUUUUCCACCAACCCUCUAAAGAGCUGCAUAUAUUUUAAACUAAGUAGUUUGCAUGAGCAGACAGAAAAUAAUAGUAAUUCCAAGCUAACCGAGGUUCGUUCAUUAUGACAGCCGCUGUUUUUUUCGGCUGUACAUUUAUAGCUUUUGGUCCAGCAGUAGCGCUGUUCCUUUUCACUAUCGCCCACGAUCCACUGCGAGUUAUCUUUCUCAUUGCGGGUGCAUUCUUCUGGCUAGUAUCUUUGCUGCUGUCAUCUUUGGUAUGGUUUAUUGCUGUACAGAUCAGCAACAAAGACAGUGCCACACAGCAGAAAGGGCUUCUUAUAUUUGGAGUGGUGCUGUCUGUACUGCUUCAAGAAGUCUUUCGAUUUGCCUACUACAAACUACUGAAGAAAGCUAAUGCAGGCCUGUUGGCCAUUAGCCAAGAGGAUACCAUGCCCAUCUCUGUUCGCCAGCUGGCUUAUGUUUCAGGCCUUGGCUUUGGAUUCAUGAGCGGAGCAUUUUCAGUGGUCAAUAUCUUGUCGGACUCUUUAGGUCCUGGCACUGUUGGCAUCCAAGGGGACUCUCAACAGUACUUUAUUUCUUCAGCUUUUAUGACACUGGCUAUAAUCCUGCUGCACAUGUUUUGGGGUGUUGUGUUUUUUGAGUCAUGUGAGCAUCAAAGAUGGCUGUCUCUUGGGGCGGUGGUCUUCAGUCACUUGUUAGUUUCAUGCCUGACAUUUUUGAACCCGCAAUAUGAAGGCAGUUUGAUUCCCACCUAUAUCAUCCUGUGUUUGAUGGCUGGCUGGGCUUUUACCUGUGCUGGAGGCUCUCUAAGAAACCUCAAACUGUGCCUCACCUGCAAAGAUGGGGACUUUCUCCUGGUCAAUCACCGGUCUAGAUAACACUUUAUCUGCAAACCUUAGUUGUCCGUUUACAGAAUGGAGCAGGGUGCUUGCAAAGUUUAUAACCUGGGAUUUAGUGGAUGCUGGGAUUUUCUUUUGUUUUGUAUACCUCGAUCUGUGUAUGUAAGCCAGGUUUUUCUUUUUAUGAUUGUCCUGUCUGAGAUUAGUACAGUAACUGCUGCUGACACAUUUUAGAGUAUUGAGAUUUCUUCCUUCAAAAUCUAAUAAUUAAAAAUUCAGAUUAUUUACAAUCCCUUUUUUCUUUAAUUAUGCCUUAAUACCUGUUAAUAACAUUACCUAUUAUGUUUAAGAUGUUAAAUCUAUGACUGUCUUGUAUGUAAAUGUUGUUUUCUUUGAUCCUAUGUGUUUCGUUCAUCAGGAACUAAGGUCUAAUGUAAAUUUGUGUUUUUCUAAAGCAGUUAAAAUUAGUCUUUCAUUAAUAGCUUUUUGAAUAAUUCUCCAAACCCUACGAAUGCUGUAAGUUUUUUGAGGGGCUUAAGGAAUAACACAGGUACUACGUCACCAUUAUCUUAGAUAUUUUUUUUCUUGGCUGUAAGGUGUCUAGCAUUUCUUUAUUGUUAAAAUCUAAUUAGAAAUAUAAUGCUAUGAAGAUUAUUGUUAGAUUUUUAAGUCUAUACCACUCAGUUUUUUGUGUUAUGAAAAUUAAUCAGAUGUAUUUAAAUAAAAAACACUAAAUCUG